This is a messenger RNA of Morone saxatilis (striped sea-bass), 5254 nucleotides long. It is a transcript of the gene ccdc162, whose product is annotated as coiled-coil domain-containing protein 162. The transcript has 34 exons. The coding region runs from base 109 to 4956 and encodes 1615 amino acids. The record is from RefSeq and is a predicted model, not a curated record. NCBI's taxonomy places the organism in Eukaryota, Metazoa, Chordata, Actinopteri, Moronidae.
GGGCUGCUGAACUACCUGCGCUCUGUGGAGAGGACUUUGACCUUUGACCUGGCAGGUCUGCAGCUGCAGGAAGGAGAGCUGUGCAGCACAGCGGAGGAAACAGGCUGGAUGAAUGCUGCCAGGGGAGGGAGAGGGGAGGCAGGAGGUCUCGGCUCGCUCCAGUAUAGCCACAGCACUCCUGUUGACUGUAAGGUCCAUUGCUCAGAGUUUAUGGAGUUUGCAGAGGUGGAGAACCUUCAUGAUUUCUACAGCGCAGAGGAACGGUUCGUCCACACUCAGGACCAGAGAGGGUUUUACAUCGUGUACGACGCUGCGCUGAAGGACCUGGAGGAGCUGGAGAAUGAGCUUCUUCUAGCCGGCUCACUCUUCAUCCAGAGGAACAGGAUGAAGAAAAUGGGAAAAACUGAGAGAGCAGACGUCCACUCCUGGGCCGGGACAGAGGUCGACCGUGUUGCAGUGCUUCUUGACUUGUGGACAUGUGAGACAGAGUUUCUGGAGAGCAAAGUGCAGCUCCUGAACUGUUACUAUGAGGCCUACCAGCAUGCAGCAGGGACUGAGGAGAGGUUUGCGUUGGCUCAAGUUAUUACUGACAUCAUGCACAGUAGGCCACAACUGGACCUGAACCAGGAUUACUUUGUUCAGGCCUACAGAGCUGAGAUAGGCUGCCUGCAAAGCCACCGGCAGCUGAUCAAAGACAUUUUGGAGAAUCAGAUUGAAAAACAGCGGCAGUACCUCCGACACAUCUGGAGAGACAGCCGCAAAGGCUCCAUUCACAAUUAUGGCCUUCCACCUAACUACGUUCCCCAACAUCUGGUCUCACUUGGAGGCAGCAGCCCUGCGUUGAUGAACAUUUUCCUCCUGGAGGUUCAUCCGUCCCUCUGCCUGGCUGCUGCAAUCUAUAACAGUUUAGUUCAGGCUCACACAGAGCUCUGUCAGCUGCACCGAGCCACAAGCAUCACAGACAAACUCACCCUGCGACAGAAGCUCCUGCAGCAGGCCCUGCAGAGCUGGAACUGCCUGGCUUCACCCGGAGCCUCCUACAGCGCUCAGAUACAGAAGGAUUUGUUUUCAGAUGUGUUUUUUGAAGACCCGAUUUUGGUCCAAAAGGUGGGGCUGUCUUUGGUAAGAUCUGCAGAGGAGGAGGAUGUGACACAGGGAAGAGGGAAACAACUGUUUGCUGUGGAAACUUUCUCCAAGCUGUUGGAGCUCGUCACCAUCCGCCACCGUCUGCUGGAGUCGGCCUCAGAGACGGCACAUCUGGCUCAGUUGUACAGAAGUGUGGCGUCGGAGCUCGGCUUCGAUGACUUCCACCUCUAUCUGAGGCCAGUGCAGUUUGAGGUUGCUGAACAGAAAGACAAAGCAGAGCAGAGGCCUGUUUUUAUCACAGCCAUACUGGAGGAUGACAGCUCUGUGGACAGGUUCACCCCAUCCCACCUGCCUCUGAGCAUCCGGGAACUGGACGAGAACCAGAUCGGGAAGUUCAGCUUCAGCUCAGAGGAGGCAGUUAUUCAUCUUGUGAACAAACAGAGUGUAGAAAACCUCCAGGUGACUCUGGCCUGCCAGGUUACACAGAAGAACGCUUUGAUAAGUGCAGUGAAACUGGUUUGUCUUUGUCACUGGGCAGAGAGUGAGACAUCUUCAGCUGAGAGGGAAGCAGCCUUUCAUUCUAAUGAAGAUGUAGAAUUUGACUCCAAACGUGGGAGCGACACCAACAAGCUGCAGCAAAAAUCUAACUCUUCACCCUCCAAAGGUUCAGCAAGAACUCCCACCACGACCAAGGAGAGGCUGAUGGAAGCAUUUGUGUCCAUCCAGCUGGAAAAAGUGGGCCUGCGUGACGAGAUGCUGAAUUCAUUUAUGAAGAAGAAACAGGCCGUGGGGGGUCUUAUGAAAACUCCAGAGGAGGCUGCGAAGAUCAAAAGGAGGCUCAUAAUCGACUUUCUCGAGAAAUUCACCACACAGAUAUCUCAGUACUGUGUGAGAGCGCAGAUUGUUGCAUAUUACUACCAUCUAUCCUUCAUUUUGGACGACAACCCCUCCAUCUGUCAGUCGCACUUCGUGAUUGGGCAAGCCGCAAAGCCCAGAGUUAAUCUGGAUUCAGGAGCUGACCGUUGCCCUGACCCCAGGAGCUCCCAGUGUCGGCCGCAGCAGCUGUUGUCUGCAGACGGCAAAACUCUCCUCAACUUGUGGUUCGUCCCCCACUUCUCUCAAGUGCUUCACAUGUUCAAGACACUGGAUGUUUUGGAAUGUGCUACAGCUCUCCAUCACACUCUGCAGAUAGUUUCAGCUCUUCAUGACAUCAUUUAUUACCUGGUUAGUUUUUCCAGACUGGGAAACACAGAAGACUCCCGCAGGAGAGGACAGGAUGCACCCAGCUCACUAGCAGCUGACUGGGGAGGCACUGAAGGCAUUGGAGCAGAGCUGCUGGAGAUCCAGCGUCAGGUCGACCGUCUGUCUGAUCCCAGCAGCCCAGAGUCUGUCGGCCGUCUGCUGCAGCUGCGCAGGCAGGUCCUCCUGCUGCAGUUUGAUACUGCUGUCAGAAACCUCAUCAGGGAGGUGUUCCUCUCCUCUGGUGAUGUUGCCUCCUACAAGACUGUGAGUGACAACAUGGCGACUGCCCUCCCCCUGCUGAGUGACAGUAACCGGACUGACGUGUUCAGUCUCACGCUGCCUGUUCCUCGACCUCUAGAGACACGAGGAUGUCAGGCACAAAGGAUGUAUCCAUGGAGAUGUUUCAUAGCCUGGCAUGGGUUGUUCCCUUUGCAUGUUUGGGACGUCACUCCCAUCGAACACUGCAUGCAGCUGUGCCUGAGCGGUCUGAGUGAUCGCAGCCGACUCCAGGCCAACGCAGCGAUCCUCGGCGUGUCGCUGCUCAUGGAGGACGUCCUAAACAGUGGAAGAGAGGCAGAGCCUGUUCGUCUCCAUGGCAACAGAGAUGACCUUCUGCACGAUGGAAAACCUAAUGAGGGGGAUAAACUCAGCUUUGGAGCUGAAGAAGAGGAAAAGACUUGUGACUCCACGGCUCCUCUUCAGGGUCCGAUCAGAGUCCAGUCUGUGCUGAAAGGUUUCCUCCUGCUGACGAAGCAGCUGCAGGUGUUCAAGGAGAGCUGGGCCCGAAGACGUCUGGGUGCUCAAAUGUUCAGAACGCCCAGUUUGUAUCAACAGUUUGUGAAACUCUACAGAGAUGAAAUCUUUUACCCCAGCAUGAGAGCUCUGGCUCAACAAAUGGGUAAAGAGCGGGACUAUGAGGUCUUACUUUCUGGCAGCCAGUCUCUCCUGCCCCCGCCUGGAGCUUCCGAGGUUGACGUGAAAGCCUGGCAGCUUCACAAGCUGCUGGAGAGCACCGAGUGUGACAUGAUCAGUGAGGUGCAGAGGAAGAUUAACAGAGAGCUGACCCUGGUGGUUUCAGAGCGAACUCGACAGGACACAGGCCUCCCUACAGAGCUGUGGAGGAAAGCCCCACUGAAGUACAGUUUGUCUCCUGAGCGGCCGCAUAUUGUGGAGACGUUCAUCCAACAGCUGAUGGAGGGAAGUGAAGACGCUGAGGGACAGCUGAGGGUCUCUCAGGAUCACCUCCAGCAGUGUCUCACUCACCUCGGCUGUUCUCUGAUGGAGCGAGAGCGUCAGAGCUUCCUGCUUUACUCUCAGUUUUAUGAACAGAUCCUGCAGCAGGAGACUCAGCUCCUGCGUCAGAGAGAGCAGGAUUUUAAGAAUCUUAAGGACUCUCCGUCCAGCAGCUCUCACAAAGAGGUGGGUGCUGUUUGUCGUGGGAUGAUGUUGGAGAUCUCAGCGCUGCAGGCCCAGGUUGCUCACCUGGAAGAAGAGAAGAGAAAUCUAGAGGAGAAACUCAGUCUCAGAUUCAGAGAACGCUAUGACCCUUUGGUCCGACACCUCUUCUCCUCCUGCGUCCAGCUAAAGGCCAGGCUUGAUGAGUACCACCGGCAGAUGGAGCAGGAUGUGAGUGAGAUGGUGAACAGAAUAAGAGGCGAAGGAGUGGACAGAAUUAUUAAACUCAAGAAGACGUACGGCUGCACCAAAGACAAUGAUGGACUCACAGUCACGCAGUUAAAGAAAGAAGAAGUCCAUGAGUUGCACCUGGAGAACAGCCGGCUGACUUCUCUGCUCUGUAAACUGAAGGCUCUGAGCAGCUGGAGGCAGCUGGUCGACCAGGAGAAACUUCACCGACAGCUGCUUCAAACUCAGCAGAGGGAGAUUACCUGUCGCACCGACGCUCUCAGGGUGAAGAUGACGUCUGAGGAGGAGGUGGUUUUCCUGCAGGAGGAGCUGGAGGCCGUGAGGAAGGUGUUGACCCGCUGUCAGGCCGAGUGCAGCAGCACCAAGAAGCUGCUCAGCAGGAAGACAGAGGAGCUCCAGGUGUCCAGGCAUCAGUCUGCACAGGAGGCCCGCAGCAGGCAGGAGCUGGACAGCUAUCGAGUGCAGAGCCUGGAACAAAUGAGAGCCGACAUGGAGGACAGAGAGAGGCAGCUCAGGGCGCUCAGCGAGCAGCUGGACAGAGGUAGCAGGAUGAACCAGCUACACCGACAGCGCAGCGCCAAAGAGAUCCGACAGGUGAGGGGACGGCUACAGCAAGAGCUCAGCCUCAAACAAGAAGCCUUUCAGCAGGUGGACAAACUGCAGAACCAGGUGAACGACAUGGAAGCAGCUUUGUCCCGAUGCACCACUACGACAGGCCAAAGCAGGGCUUAUUACACGCUGUCAGUGAGCAGAUUGAGUGCUAGAAGUCCCUCAGCAGGUCCACGCAGGGCCAGUCAGCAGCAGUCCACCCUACAGCUUGGCAGCCUCACAAACUACGGCACACUUCAGGACAGCGCGACAGAGCCAAGACACCAGAGAGCAGAAACAGCCAGGAGCCGCUCUGAUACAAGAAUAGACCGACCGAAAGCAGAUCCGACUCGGCUGCGUGUCCUGACUGCUGAGACGACUCUACCAGACCUGUGAGAUUUACCCGAUGGUAUUUUGUUAAGCAACACCCACUUGUUAAAAGUUAGCUGCUGUUUGACAUUCAGGGUGCUCUCUGGUUCUGUCUGCAGCUGUGUGUGGACCAAAUCGUAUCUGUUAUUUUCAGAGCUAAAACAUAAACCUAAGUGAGGGUUUGGCUCAUUUUCAUUCAUCAUGGCAUUUUAUUAUCCAGUUUAUUUUAGAUCAUCAUGUACUGUGCAUGUCUUCCCUUCCAAAAGUGCAGUACCUUUACACUGCUUCCAUAUUUCAGCCCCCUAGACACUUUUUCUUCAUGUAA